Messenger RNA from Dermatophagoides farinae (American house dust mite), 3745 nucleotides. It is a transcript of the gene l(3)76BDm, whose product is annotated as trafficking protein particle complex subunit 8 homolog l(3)76BDm. Lineage: Eukaryota; Metazoa; Arthropoda; Arachnida; Sarcoptiformes; Pyroglyphidae. The record is from RefSeq and is a predicted model, not a curated record. Gene Ontology annotation, cellular component: TRAPPIII protein complex.
UAUAGCCAUUAUAUGAUUAUAAGAAUUUUUUCGAUGCCAAUCAACUAUAAUUUAUAAAAAAAUGGCAUAUUACUAUACUACACCUGGCAUAUUUUAAUUUUUCUCACAACUCUAUAUAUCGUCGUUUUAUUUAAGAUCUCAUGGCCGAAUUUUUGUAGAUUCUUGGUGAUUUUAUUCGUUUCCUUUCUUGCUUCUAUAAUUUACAUCAUUUAUAUAAACAAUAUUUAUACCAAAAAAAAAUUAUCAAUUGUAAAUAGACAAAGAUGAAAUAUGUCAAUAGUAAUAAUUCCAUUUCAUCGUUGGUAUCAACACAUACGAUCGUUAAUAAUAAUUCUUCAUAUGAAGAACUUGUAUCAAAAUUAUUCUCUUGUAAUAUUGUACUUGUAUUGACCGAUCAUGCUAAACAAUUUGUAAGAAAUUGUUUCGACAAUGUAACAUUUGCCUCGAUCCUGAAUCAAUUUGCAUCCAUUGCAAAUCUUCAUUUGACAAUCCGCGAUCUUAAUGGUCACAAUGCUUAUGCACUGAAUAAGAUACGCUUUCGUUUUUUUGAUGUUGAUCAAUUCAAAAAUCGGCCGAAUGGUUCACAGCUUAAAAAACUUCAUUCGGAUAUUAUAGCUUCCAUGUCGAAUGCAUAUUUGAUGCAACAAAAUGAUGAUGAUAAUGUUAAUGAUGAUGAUAGUUUUACGAAUGAAACACCAUGGUAUGAUAUGUGGAAAAAUGUCUUCAUCGAUACAUUUGAACCAACGGAACAUGAUUUUAUCGGUACAAAUUGUGGAUGUUUUUUCGUGAUAACCAAAACUGAAUUACCUCAUUAUAAAGUUAUUUUCGAACGUCUUUGUGCAUCGGUGAAACAAAAUUCUACACUUCGUUUCAUUCAAGCGGAUUUUGUUCGUUACUUCAUCGUAUUGAGUGAUCAGAUACUUGAUUCACCAUUAUCAACAACUGCUGAUGAAUUCACUAAAACAUGUCAAAAUCUAAAGCUUGAUUUUCCGAAUUCAUUUGUCUUUUAUAUCGAUGUAAAUGGUGUAUCAUUAUCAAAUACUCGUCCUGAUGAUCCGUUCAAAUCAACGAUUGAUGCAACUGGUAAUCAAAUCCCAGAUGCAAAUAAUGAAAAUAUUAUGGGUGAUAUUAAUGCUACUGAUCCGCUCAGUGUUAGUUCAGAAACGAAUCGUGAGAAUUCCAAAUUCUAUCAGGAACUUCAAUCACAGCGGCAACAAAGCCAACAACAACAAAAUAAUAGCUCAACAACAACUCCUUCGUUACAAUCACGUGAUAUUAUUAAUGAUUGGCUAUCUCAUUUAUCCAUCCAUGAUCAUCUGAAAGAAAUAAUGGAUUCGGUUUCCGAAACUAUCGAUUUCAUGCUCAGAGAAUUCAUAUCCAAAUUCCUUAUCCCAUGGGCUGAACGUCAGAUUAAAAUUCUUGGUGAGCUAAUUGCUCAACGUCGAGGUUUCCGUAAAAGUAUAUUCAGUGCAACUAAAUCAUUGCUAAGCAAUAUGUCUUCAUCGACGGUUGGCUUAUCCAAGUCGCUAGGAAGUUCAGGUGUAAUUUAUAUUCCUGAUGCUCAAGAAAUGCAACAAAGAAAAUUGGCCGAUAUUUGUAUGAUAUUCAAUAUAUAUGAAAUGGCUUAUAGUCUUUAUUAUGCUGCUAGAAAAGAUUUUCAAUCUGAAUCAGCAUGGAUAUAUUAUGCAGGAGCUUCGGAAAUGAGCGCCAUUUCGUCAUAUUUUCUUAAUAAAUAUCACCAUAAUCACAUGGAACAAGCGAUUACAACUUAUAUUGAUCUUUGCCGUUCUGUAAAUCUCGCUACACGAGCAACCAUUCUGGCAUCAGAAUUAUUAUGUCAAUUACAUCGUUAUAAUGAUGCUGCCAACCUUUACAUUCGAAUGACCGGUGAUGAUUCUGAUCUUCGUUCGGCUUUAUUUCUAGAACAAGCAUCCAAAUGUUAUUUAUUAAUGUCACCAAAAUUACCUUUGACACGAUCAUCUGCAAGCCAAACGUUAUUGAAUGCAAUUGAAAAAUCUUUUACUGAUGAUCGUGUCAGUGCAUUGGGAUCUAGAUAUCGUAAAGCAGCAUUCCAUUAUAUACUGGCUGGUCAUCGUUAUAAUCGUUGUGGUCUGAAGCAUUUUGCUCUGUUCUGUUAUCGUCGUUAUAAUUAUCCAAAUUGGGAAGCGGCAUCCGAUCACGUUAAUUUAACUGUAGCCCGAUUAUUUUUAUCGAUAGCAUCGGCAAAUAAUUUCCGUAAACAAGCCGAAUAUUUUCAAAAAGGAUUGGAAAUAUUUCGAAAAUUUUCACAUAAACAAAUUUUUUUCAAUGAAUUUUCACGUGAAUUGAAAAAAAUUUCCAAUAAUUCCAGUGAUACACAACAAGUGCAAUCAGCAAAUCUAUACAUCUUAGAUAUUCCAUACAUUGAUCAAAUUGAAUUUACAUCACCAGAUUCGAUACAAUUGGGUGAAAAAAGUCUAUUGGUACCACGAAAAUUGAUUCGAACAACUUGUUUUGUCGGUGAAGAAGUACACGUUCAACUGACUAUUGUUGUUCCAUUCGAAUUGACCAUAUCAAACAUUUCAUUUAUACCCGAUAAACCAGACCAUAUAACACCGAUUGUUCAUUUCCAACCAAUCACUGCUCGACCCAAUGAAAAAAAUCAUUUAAUUCUGAAAUUCAUCUCAAAGUUUGAAUCGGAAUUCUCAUUUAUUGGCCUUAAUUAUCAAAUAGAAGGGCUAAAUUUUGAGUACUAUUUCAAACAAAAAACCCAAAAUUCUCUGGCAUUCCUAUCGAUACAAGCAUUACCAUUAAUAAUGUUCAAUGUUCAUUUUAAUGAACUUCACAUUAAUACACGCGAAUGUCCGAUUGAACAAUAUUUAUCCACUAAUCGAAUCAAAAUUCCGAAAAAAGUAUAUGGAUCCGAAAUACUUACCUAUGGAAUUUCAUUCGAAACGAAUGUUUCUCAAAAUGAAUUCAAUUCGAUACAAUUGAGUACAAAUACAAAAGAUUUCUAUGUUUGGAACUUGAAUCGUUCAGAUGAAAGCAUUGAUAAUCGAUUCGAAGCUCAAUACAUAAUUAAAGAUCUAAAUCAACAAAUGAAUCUAUCGAUGCAAAUACCGCCAAACAUUGAUGAAUAUGUCAUCUAUUUUAGACUGUGCUAUCAAUCAUCAGAUGGUCGUAAUCGAAUAGUCACACGAGAAUUAUAUUUCGAAGUUAUACCUUGUAUCGAAAUAGAAAUGUUUCUUUUUGAUCAUGUGAUCACUUUGCAUAAUCUAAGUCAAACAGAAUCCUUAGCCAUCUAUGAUGUUACUGUUGGUGAUGAGAAUUCAAUGGUGCAGACCGAACAUUCUAAUUCGGAUUGUGUACUCAUUCCGAUCAAUUUGAGCGCUCAUUUAUUGAUACAAAAAUCGUCCAUAACAUGGAUACUUUAUGGCAAUAAUAUACAGAAUAAUAAUCGUCAUGGUAAAAUUAAUUUGAUUCUUUCCUUGCCGUAACCAUCAGUUUAAAUGAAAGUUUUGUUGUCGAUUUUAUCCAUUUUUGGCCUUCAAUUUUUUUAUUAUUAUUAUUUUCAAUUAUAUAAUUACUAUUACUACUAAUAAGAUUAUUAUUUGAAAUAAUUUUUUUAUAUAAUUUAACAUGAGAAUUAUUUUGGCAUUGAAAUGUAUCAUCAUCCCAGAUUAUUGCAAAUUUUUCAUGAGCAAAAUUUUUAUUUAAAAAUGAUUAGUAACGGAAACAAAUUUUGAGAAAGAAAUUAAAUUUCAAA